Glycine soja is the source of this 6567-nucleotide messenger RNA. RefSeq lists its product as uncharacterized. The record is from RefSeq and is a predicted model, not a curated record. The transcript is spliced from 2 exons. Gene Ontology annotation, molecular function: protein dimerization activity. Lineage: Eukaryota; Viridiplantae; Streptophyta; Magnoliopsida; Fabales; Fabaceae. Bases 4240 to 6336 code for a protein of 698 amino acids.
CAUUUUAUUCCUUCAACUUAUGAAAUGUAAAUUUAUUGCCAAUUGUUUAUUUGGUCCAUUUGUGUGAGUGGGUAUCUAUGCAUUCUGCUCUGUUCAAUUGACACCUAACAACAUUUUUUUAGGAUGAUAAUUGAGUAUCAAUAUUAUACUACUGAUUCUAAUAUAUGGUGAGCCUGAUUACCAGUUUUUGCAAUGUCUGUUUGAUAUUUUGUAAGCAAUAGUCCUUAAACAUCUAAAAUUAUAGAGCAGAUUACAUCGCCUCCCUUGCACUUAGGACUUAUUACAUUCACACCCCCUCCGUUCAUAACCUCUACACAAAACUCCAGAGUUUCGUAAUUCCGUUACACUUGCACCCCCUCCACAUUAACAGUGUUAGUUCUGUUAACCCAAACCCAUCUCAUGUGAGGCACAUGCUUGUGUAAUGAAAUUUUAGGACAAAAAUGCUCUCAUCUUCCACCCUGUGCAAAUUAAAAGCAAUCUGCAUUUUUGAAAUAAAAAAACUAUAGUGAAGGAGGCGUGGAGCAUAGAGCAUUGCGGGAAAACAAAAAAUUGACACACUAAUGUUCUAGCCCUUUUGAAUAUUUUCAUUCUGUUAAAUAUAUAUUGUAUACAGCUGUAUUGUGUAGACUGUGUAGGUAAAAGGCUGUUUUCAGUGUGUGAGUGAGGUUGAGUGUGUAUUAAGCUUUAUGUGUUGUCAUGUUGAGUGUGUGGGAAGUUGAGUGUCUAAUCCUUAUCCAAAGGCAGCUUUCCCCUUCUCUCUCUGUACUAUAUAUAUAUGUGUUAAUAAAAAGCUAAGUGCUGAGUGUGACAAUUUUCUCCACUCAUUCAAAUUCAAGUUCUUGAGUAUCUCAAAUCCUCAAGCAAUGUAGUCCUCUAUUUUUAACAUGGUAUCAGAGCGGGUACAGUCCCGUUCUGAUUGUCUCCGGCGUCGCCGCCAUCUCCGGCCACUGCCGGCUGCUAGCCGCCACUCCGACCACCACUUUUUCUGGCAAAUCCAGGGUUGAGUGCGCCUCGAGGAGCGUGACUCACCCCUACAAGUUGCGUGGCCAGAAUCCCAGCCACGCGCUGCUGCAAGUUCGUGCCAGUCUCGGCGUGUGAAGUCCAUGCGCCGCCCUCUGACCACCGGAAACUUGCCGGACUAGUUUCAAACGUCUCAUCCUUUUCUUCUAGGCAUGUUUCAGCCCUUGUUUUAGCCUUUGCUGUCCAGCUCUUGCGUUCCCUUCUCGUUCUCCGUUAGGGCUUCGUCUUUUUGAUCAAAAAUGGCCUCUGCCAGUCCUGCUUUCUCCUUCUCUGCUGUCAGCCACUGUCUUUGCUGGGCAGCUCUCUCUCGUGUUACAAACAGAAAUAUUGUUACCAAUCCAGAGGGUACCCAUUGCUUUGGCUUGAAGUCCUUCCUCAAAAGCAGUUGCUAAGUUUGGUAUGUUUUUGUAUGUUGUCAAGGCUCCAUUUCCAGCUGCCUUCCAAGUUCCAUUGUGUUCUGGUUCUGGAAAAUGUCAACUUCAGGCGCUGUUCUUUUUGUUUCUUGGACAUCCUCCAUUGGACUUUUGAAGAAAGAUUGGUAGGGAUGCUACUGUUUUAAAGUUUUCUUUUAGUUUGGCCAGAAGUGCUCACAAGGUUUUUGUGUAUAUUCCUUUUUGAAGGAAAAUUUGAGUUUGUUCAGUUUGGGUUUGGAGUUUCUACCAUGCUUGCAAGGUGUUUGAGGUUAUUCCCUUCUCAUUUGUCUCUCUUAACCCUUUGUUGUGCAGCUCCAUUGUCUCCUGUCCAAGUUCCAUUGUGUUCUGGUUCUGGAAAAUGUCAACUUCAGGCGUUGUUCUUUUUGUUUCUUGGACAUCCUCCAUUGGACUUUCGAAGAAAGAUUGGUAGGGAUGCUACUGUUUUAAAGUUUUCUUUUAGUUUGUCCAGAAGUGCUCACAAGGUUUUUGUGUAUAUUCCUCUUUGAAGGAAAAUUUGAGUUUGUUCAGUUUGGGUUUGGAGUUUUUACCAUGCUUGCAAGGUGUUUGAGGUUAUUCCCUCCUCAUUUGUCUCUCUUAACCCUUUGUUGUGCAGCUCCAUUGUCUCCUGUCCUUCUAUUCAUCUGUUGUGUGGUCUGUAGUUUAAUAUCUCUGUCCCUAGGGUUCUGGUCAAGAACCCUACUAUAGGUCAUUUGUUGAUCUUGUUGUCCAACAACUUCUUCCUUGUCUUUGUCCUUGAAGUAAUUGCUGUCCCCAAGGUUCAAUCUGGUCAAGAACCCUACUUUAGGUCAUUUGUUGAUCCUGUUGUCCAGCAACUUCUUCCUUGUCUCUGUCCUUGAAGCAAUUGUUGUCCCUGGGGUUCAAUCUGGUCAAGAACCUCUACUAUUAAAAAAAAAAAGUCAUUAAGUUUCUAUCCAUGGUGGUUAAGCAUUAAUGUCAAGCUUCUACCAUGGAUGGUUAAACAUUGUUGUGUUGCUUCUGCCUUUAUAGUGGUUAAGCAUUCAAAAAUUGUGUUUUGCUUCUGUCUUGAGUGGUUAAGCACCAUGUUUAGCUUCUGCUCUUGAUGGUUAAGCUUUGGUUUGCUUCUACCUUUUAGGUGGUUAAGUGUGUUUGCUUUUGUUAAGUGGUUAAGCAUGGUGUUGUGGCUUCUGCUUAAUGGUUCAACAUAUUCCAAUUGUCUUUGAAUGUUUUUCAGUCAUUUUCAAUCUGCUGCCAAUGUAUUUCCGGCAUGUUUCAUUGUCUAUUUUUCUACUUGUAUUGUUCAUCCCAAGCUGGAAGUGUUGACUCCACCUUCCAUCUCGUGAGGGGGAAUGUGUUGUCUCCUAAUCAGUACUAAUCACUUUGAAGUCCAGCCCUGCAGCAAGUGCAACUUUUGUUUCUGGGAAUUUGUUGUUUCCUUCUUCAAGUCCUGCCACAUCUUUUGAACUUGACACUCCUGCUUCCUCUUCGGUGGUCUACUCUGUUAGCUCCAAUGUGGUCCAAGUUCUACUUUAGUUGGCAGCCCACUAAGUCUGCAUUUGGUUCCCCAUUUAGUACAUCAUCGCCAUCCAUUGUGUACUUCUGCCAGUUCUCCCUCAAUGUUUUAAUCAACCUCCAGUGCAUCAACUCCUCAAUCCUCAUUCACUCCGGCAGCAAUAGCCUCUACAUCCACACAAGUCAGCAACCUGCCCCUGUUCAAUCAAAUUUUGUAUUUGGAAGCAUCAACCUAUGAAGCACGGACGCGGCUCAUCACCGGCGUGUUCCGCGUCAGACUCUCAUCGGACACGCAUGCGUGUACGACUCCGGUGCAACGCGGUGUCCGUCGCCUCCGCCGUCACCGGACGCGGUUGAACAGGAAGACACCUCUGGUUGGACGCGGCCCACCACGUAGACACGCGCGUCGUGGCCCAUUAAGAGCCUUAGGUUUUUUUAUUAUUUAUUUUAAAAUGCUUACCAAAAAAAUACCUCUUCUGCCGUUCUGUGUCUUCUCCUUCUUGUUCCCGCAAGCGCCUCCAUUGCCGCAUUCGUUUCCUUCCCCGCGCAGGUAAGCUUUGCUUCUUAUUUCUUCUCUGGUUUUUCUUUUCUUGCUACCUGAUGCCUCUGGUUUUCCUUCUUUUAGUGUGGACUGUGGUGUUCCACUUUAUUCUUUAAACAUUUACACAUUCUCUCUCUUUGGCUGUUAUUCGCUGGGUAUUACAUGUUUCUCCAUUUUUUUAUUUUAUCGUAAAAAGCACGUAGGCCUUUAAAGUAUCCCACUUUAUUUUAUUGUAAAGGCUGUUUUCUCUCUCUUACACACACAUACCACUUUUCCCUUCUAAAUGUAUUUACCUUUAUUUUAUUGUAAAAAGCAACUUCUCAUUGUAAAAAGCACGUAGGCCUUUAAAGUAUCCCACUUUAUUUUAUUGUAAAGGCUGUUUUCCCUCUCUCUCACACACACAUACCACUUUACAAAGACUUAUUCAUUAGAAUAUAACCACUGCUACAUACGCCAACGUCGAGGAGCUUCUAAAUGCAUUUACCUUUUUUGCUGUGAAAUAGUCAACUUCACUAUUUAAUUAUUUAUCCAUCUUAUUUCAAAUUUCAAACAAACCAUACAUGAACUAUGCAGCACGAGGAGCUUCUAAAUCUUUAUUAUUCUUUUUAGUUAAGCUGGAGAUAAAUUUGUUAUGUAUUUGUCCUGUACAUGUUUUUGGAACGUAUUUAUUUUCACAUUCCCGGUCAACAUUGAUUACAAAUUGUUUUUUGUUGUUUGUUUUUUAUUUAGAAAUUGUUUACAUUAGUUUUUUUAUUUUUUUAAAUUGUUGUAGAGAUGAGUACUUCUAGUUCUAGUCAAGCUAAAGAACAAGAUGAUGAUACCAAGCCUAUAUGGACCUAUAUUACAAAGAUAAAAAGUGUAGCUGGUGGUGGAAAUUAUGAGAUAAAAUGCAAUAUUUGUGAUUUUACCUUUAAUGGGUCUUACACUAGAGUGAGGGCACACUUGUUGAAGAUGACAGGAAAGGGAGUUAGAGUUUGUCAAAAGGUAACAGUUGCCAAACUUAUAGCUUUGAAGAAGAUAGACAAUAAGGCUACAUUGAGGGUGGUGAGGUCAAAAACAAAAUCUGUGUCAUUGCCUCCGGUUUCUACUCAACACCAAAUGGAUACAAACACUCUUGGUGUUGAUCCAAAAAAGAGAAAGACAUCAUCUGUAGAAAAUGCCUUUAAUUUGCAAGCUAGAGAGACACUUGAUCAUGAAAUUGCUAGGAUGUUUUACUCUUCGGGGCUGCCUUUUCAUUUAGCAAGAAAUCCUCAUUAUAGGAAGACAUUUGCCUAUGCUGCCAACAAUCAGAUCAGUGGUUACCAACCUUCAGGUUAUAAUAAAUUAAGGACAACAUUACUUCAAAACGAGAGAAGACAUGUGGAGAAUUUGUUACAACCAAUUAAAAAUGCAUGGAACCAGAAAGGUGUGAGCAUUGUUAGUGAUGGAUGGAGUGACCCGCAAAGAAGAUCUCUUAUUAAUUUCAUGGUUGUCACAGAGAGUGGACCUAUGUUUUUAAAGGCCAUUGAUUGUUCAAAUGAGAUCAAAGACAAAGAUUUCAUUGCCAAACAUAUGAGGGAAGUAAUUAUGGAGGUUGGGCACUCAAAUGUUGUGCAAAUUGUGAUAGAUAAUGCAGCCGUUUGUAAAGCAGCAGGUUUAAUAAUUGAGGCUGAGUUUCCUUCCAUUUAUUGGACUCCAUGUGUUGUCCAUACAUUAAAUCUUGCUUUGAAGAAUAUAUGUGCAGCCAAGAAUACAGAAAAAAAUAAUGUUGCUUAUGAAGAAUGUUCUUGGAUCACUCAAAUUGCGGAUGAUGCAAUGUUUGUGAAAAUUUUUAUCAUGAGUCACUCUAUGAGACUAUCAAUUUUCAAUUCAUUGAAAUUGUUAUCCAUUGCUCCAACAAGAUUUGCCUCCACUAUUGUAAUGCUCAAGAGAUUCAAGCAAUUGAAGAAAGGACUACAAGAGAUGGUCAUUAGUGACCAAUGGUCUUCUUAUAAGGAAGAUGAUGUUGCAAAGGCUAAAUUUGUGAAAGAUACUUUGUUGGAUGAUAAAUGGUGGGAUAAGGUUGAUUAUAUUCUUUCUUUCACUAGCCCUAUCUAUGAUGUUCUUAGAAGAACGGAUACAAAAGUUUCAUCUCUCCAUCUAGUAUAUGAGAUGUGGGAUUCAAUGAUUGAAAAGGUGAAGAAUGCCAUAUAUCAAUAUGAGAGAAAGGAGGAGAGUGAAGGAUCAACCUUUUAUGAGGUAGUGCACUCCAUAUUAAUUGACCGUUGGACUAAGAGUAGCACUCCUCUCCAUUGUUUAGCUCAUUCUUUAAAUCCUAGAUAUUAUAGUCAUGAAUGGUUAAGUGAAGAUUCUAAUCGAGUUCCUCCACAUCAAGACAUGGAACUCACUCGUGAAAGAUUAAAAUGCUUCAAGAGGUUCUUUCUUGAUGUGGAUGUAAGGAGGAAAGUGAAUAUUGAGUUUGCCAACUUCUCGGAUGGAAGAGAAGGUUUUGAUGAUCUUGAUUCUUUAAAUGAUAGAGGUCAAAUGGAUCCAAAAGCUUGGUGGCUAGUUCAUGACAUUAAUGCUCCAAUACUUCAAAAGAUUGCCCUUAAGCUACUUGCGCAACCUUGUUCAUCUUCUUGUUGUGAAAGGAAUUGGAGUACAUAUUCAUUUAUCCAUUCUUUAAAGAGAAACAAGAUGACACCACAUAGAGCUGAAAAUUUAGUAUUUGUUCAUAGCAACCUACGACUUCUCUCAAGGAAUACUCCACAAUAUCAUCAAGAGGAAACUAAAAUGUGGGAUGUAGCUGGAGAUGAUUUUGGGUCACUUGAUGAUUGUGGUAUUCUUGAAAUUGCUAGUUUGUCUUUAGAUGAACCAGAGUUAGAGGGUGUCUUUUUCAAUGAUGAUUGCUAGUUUGUGGAAUUCUUGAAGACUUGAAGUUGCUAAUUCAUCAUCUUGCUUUAUAAAUUUUUUUUUUGUAAAAAAACAAAGCGUACAAAUUGUAUAAUGAGGUCUCUUAGUAUUUUUUGUGACUCAUUAUCAUAGGAAAAAUUCUUUUGAGAUGAUGAUGAAUAUAUAAAUCUUGAUUUUCAAUUUAGAUCUUUUAUGCAUAUCGUUCAUAUUUAAUUUUAUGUAAUUUUAUUU